This is a messenger RNA of Clonostachys byssicola, 1629 nucleotides long. NCBI's taxonomy places the organism in Eukaryota, Fungi, Ascomycota, Sordariomycetes, Hypocreales, Bionectriaceae. The record is from the annotation of a GenBank genome assembly.
AUGGGUGGUUUCCUCUACCUGGAGGGUGGAGAGAAGUCAUAUUAUCUCGACUCCGGGGAGAAAGAAACAGUCAAUGGUGAACCAUUUGCCCUUGACUCCGAUGGAUGGGGUAGCAACACCAGAUUUAUUCCCCUCAACAAGCGCUGGAAGCCCGCCGAGAUCGAAUACCAGACAAUCCCCUUCAUAUUCGGCCAAAAAACAGUCAUAUUGGCCAGUCUAUGGAUAGGAGGAAAUACAUUGUAUAGAUGGGGCGGCGAAUUGACUGGCGACCGGACGUAUGAGAAGAACGACAAGCACUUCUUGACAUUAAACCCUUCCACCAGCACCGGCAGUGGAAACUGGCAGGCGUACACCGGAGAGGACAAGUUCAAUGCGACUGGCAAUGGAGCGACAACAUCCUGCGACGGGGUCGGGUAUGUUUUUGGGGGGAUUUCUUGGAGUGGAACAAGCCCUUCCAUCACGUCUGAUACAAAGGAGUCGCAGUCAGGCAUGUUCAUGUUCAAUACUUCUACCAAGGUGUGGAGGAAGUCGACAUCUGAUCUCAACAUCCCGGGCGCAACCCACAGAUCAGGCAACGCCGUCUGUCUUUCAGGAUUUCUGGAUUACUCUCUCGUCGCUCUGCUUGGUGGCACCGUCCGCAGCACGCAAACUCAGCGGUCAUUCAGCAAAUUUACCUUCUUCGAUCCGAUCGCGGACAGAUGGAGGACUCAGACGACUCAAGAUUUCCCCUCGGAACGAGAUAGCGCCUGCGCUGUUGGUGUGCGCAGCAAGUACGGGACAUAUGAGAUAUAUCUUUACGGGGGCAUGGAUAAGUCAGGAACAGCAUAUUCCGAUAUUUACGUCUUAUCUCUCCCGUUGUUCAGAUGGUUCAAAGUGACACCGCCCAAUACUCCGAAACGCCAACUCCACUCCUGCGUACUCGCUGGUAAAAGACAGAUGGUUUCAUACGGCGGCUUGGACGCCAAAUAUAGCACAGAUGCUUGGAAGAGCUCUGAUCCCUGGGCCAACACUUUGGGAAUAUUCGACCUGAAUACACUUCAGUGGAGGGACGAGUUCGACCCGGAUCUCGGCGAAUACGAAAUGCCGGACGAGAUUAAGAGGGCUUAUGAUGCGGGGGGCCUUGGAAAUGUUAUUUGGGACGACGAAGAGACCAAGAGCAUCUUCAUGAGCAAUUACCUUGGGACCAACACUACCAACAGCACCGACAGUUCUGGUUCCGGCGAUCAAUCCGACAACUCAUCCUCGGGUACUCCAGUUGGUGCAAUUGCGGGAGGCGUCGUGGGAGGCGUUGUUGGUCUUGCAAUUAUCGGUAUCGCUGCCUGGUUCUUCCUUCGUCGGCGCAACCAAGGAAGAGAGCAGGUGGGCGAGGUUGAAGGAUCAACGGAGCUUCCGAAGGAGCUUUACGGAGGCCCUCCUGUGCCACGGACACCCAGCAGGUCUGCCAAGUCGCCUGCUCCUCCAAGCUAUGUUGCUCAACCAUCACAUAACCCAAACGAGACGUACUACGAGCUCCAUGAUACUGGUGUUGCAUCCGAGCUUGCGAGCGACACCGUUGGCUCUCCCCAGCAGACCACCUUCGCCUCGCCCUCAACGAGAUCUUAUUCUCGCUCCCCAGGAUCAGCAUUAUGA